GCCUGGAGUCUUCAAGCUGCUUUCACACUUUGUAGGCAACUGGACUCGGCUGAAUCUGGACACCGCCGGCAGCUCGGUCAUCUGGUUGGCGGAAUCAUUCUAUAUAUUAUUUCAUUGGAUCUUCACAGCAACCCUUUGAGAAUGUCCCCCAAACCUCUUCACUAAGCAGCAAUGCCAGGAUGCCUAUCUCAGUCUCCUUACACCAAGAUGCGACCCAAGAGCGUCCUGUGAGCUUAGCCUCUAGCACCUCUUCUUCAGGCUCAUCCCGGGACAGCCAGACCAUGGAAGAACCCAAUGGAACUGUUCCUGGUGCUGAGGGCGAGUCUGGCUCCCCCCAUGACAGCCAUAUCCCCAAUAGCCAUAACAAUUCCAGCACCUGGCUGAAUCUGAGAGGAUCUCUCAAAGGUUCACCAUUUAGUUCCCGGUCUACACCUGGGCCUGGACAUCACAAACUGAGCUACCUGGGUCGAGUGGUGCGGGAGAUUGUGGAGACAGAGCGCAUGUAUGUACAGGACCUCCGAAGCAUUGUUGAGGAUUACCUUUUGAAGAUCAUUGAUACACCAGGGCUGCUGAAACCAGAACAAGUCAGUGCGCUCUUUGGGAACAUAGAAAGCAUCUAUGCAUUAAACAGUCAGCUAUUGAAAGACCUGGACAGCUGCAAUAAUGAUCCGGUGGCUGUGGCUAAUUGCUUUGUAGAAAGGAGCCAAGAAUUUGACAUUUAUACCCAAUACUGCAACAACUAUCCAAACUCAGUAGCAGCCCUAACUGAGUGCAUGAGAGACAAACACCAGGCCAAGUUUUUCCGGGACCGACAAGAGGUCUUACAGCACUCACUGCCCCUGGGUUCUUUUUUGCUGAAGCCGGUCCAAAGAAUUCUCAAGUACCACCUUCUUCUCCAGGAAAUUGCCAAGCAUUUUGAUCAGGAGGAAGAUGGCUUUGAGAUGGUUGAAGAUGCAAUUGAUACCAUGACUUGUGUGGCUUGGUACAUCAACGACAUGAAGAGGAAGCAUGAGCAUGCUGUCCGACUCCAGGAAAUCCAGUCACUCCUGAUCAAUUGGAAGGGACCAGACUUGACAACAUAUGGAGAGCUGGUCUUGGAAGGCACUUUCCGAGUGCAUCGUGUGCGGAAUGAGAGGACUUUCUUUCUCUUUGACAAGGCGUUGUUCAUAACUAAAAAGAGAGGAGACCACUUCGUCUACAAGGGUCACAUCCCGUGCUCCUCUUUGAUGUUAAUUGAGAGCACCAAAGACUCUCUGUGUUUCACCGUCACUCACUACAAGCACAGCAAGCAGCAAUAUAGCAUCCAGGCCAAAACUGCAGAAGAGAAGCGUUCAUGGACUCAUCACAUUAAGAGAUUGAUCUUAGAGAAUCACCAUGCUACUAUCCCCCAAAAGGCUAAGGAAGCCAUCUUGGAAAUGGACUCCUAUUAUCCCAAUCGCUACCGGUACAGUCCAGAGAGGUUAAAAAAAGCUUGGUCUUCCCAGGAUGACAUGCCCGCUCAAGUGCGUCAGUAUCGGCGACAAUCUGAGCCAACCAAGCAGCUUCUCAAGCAGCUUAACGAGAAAGCAUCAAGGGCAUCGGGUGUCAAGGUAAGGCCAGUGAGUGGCCUCGAGAUGGGAUACAGGAUGGAGCAGGGGAUUGGCCUUCAGCAUGCAGGGAGCGCAGGAGCCCUCCUGGACUUUGGGCAGCUGCCCCUUACAGGGGAGCAGCAGUCUGAAGCCGAAGAGGCUGCCCAGGAGGAAGAGGAGGAGGAGGAGGAGGAAGUGGUGGAGGAAGAGCAGGCCCUUCAGAAGGCCUCUCUGGAGGAGCUGACUGGGAGCGAUGGCAGCAAGAAGGGGGCCAGGGCUGAGCCACAAGGUUCAGAGGAAGAGGAGGAGGAGGAGGAGGAGGAGGAGGAGGAGGAGGAGAGUCUGGUGGGAGCUGAGCAGGUAGCCGACUUUGCCAGCUCCCUGCUGGCUGCCCUCCACUGCUGGCACUAUCGAGCCAACGCUUUGUUUUUCUCCCGGGGCGCUAUGGUUAAAGGUCAGGAUGAAUAUGAAGUGGGCAAAGGCUAUAAAAGGCCUAGUGGCCAGUCUUUAACUAGUCCUGAGAAGCGCAUGAGCUUUGAGUCUGUCUCUUCCCUGCCGGAGGCUGAACCAAUUGCAGAACCUGAAGACGGGCCAGGGCUAUUUUCAGCCACAGAAGACAAUAGUGAAGAGAUGAUGCAGUCAGACAAAGAAUCACCAUCUAUCUUGGAACAGCACCAAGAGGUGCUAGAUUCUGACCAUCCAGUCAAAGUGGUUGACCAUGUCGUUGCUGAGAGCACAGAAGACCUUAAAAACCUCAGCAGUGAGGAAGAGGAGGAAGUGACGGUCCCAGAGCCAGAGAGCAUCCUACCCACUUCCGUGCUGGACCAGGCUAGCAUCAUUGCUGAAAGAUUUGUCAGCACCUUCUCCCAGCGCAACAGCCUGGCUAUGGAGGAAGGCAAAGCCAGUGGCUUUUUGACCCCAAGGCUAGUUAGUCGGAGUAGCAGUGUCCGGAGCCUGGAUGGCAUUGAGAAGGGGCCAGCUGUCCCCUGCAACGCCACAGACUCACUCAGCUCCUUGACACCCCUAGAAGCAGGGGUGCCUGAAGGGGGAGUGCCCUCGGAGAACACUUCCACCCUCAAUAGGUCUGUGCCCCCAAGCCCCAGCUGCCCAGGAGAACCUGAAAGGGUCUUUAACAAGAAGGAGGACUUGCUUUCCACCCGAGACAGACUGCUACUUGACAAGAUCAAGAGUUACUAUGAAAAUGCAGAGCACCACGAUGCCGGCUUUAGCAUCCGGCGCCGGGAGAGUCUUUCCUACAUUCCUAAGGGCUUGGUAAGGAACUCUGUGUUUAGGUUCAAUAGCCUUCCUAGGCCAGAACCUAAACCUGUGGCUCCUGUUGGGCACAAAAGACUCGAUGGUUCCCGAUCUGCCUCUUGGAUGCUUUUUGAUCUCCCCGGACCAGGCCAGGUUAAUUCUAGGGAUCCUCCCCCCAUCACUGAUGCUGAAUUCCGCCCAUCAUCAGAAAUAGUGAAGAUGUGGGAAGGAAUGGAGUCCUCUGGGGAUAUCUGCAAGAAUCCAGCAGUGAGGAACAAGGAGACAGGCCUGAACCAGGAGAAUGGCUUUGACCUGCAUGAGCCAUUAUUCAUCCUGGAGGAGCAUGAGCUGGGAGCUAUCACUGAGGAGCCAGGUGGGCACUCCCUAGAGGGCAUCUCCCUUACUGAUAGUCCUGGCUCUGCCCAGCUUGCCAGGGAGCUAAAGGAACUGGUAAAGGAGUUGAGUGGCAGAGAUGAAGAGCUUCCAACUCCACUGCACCCUCACAUCAUGCAGCUCUCUCACAUGAUGGAUAGGGAUUUGACUGAGCGUGUCAAGAACAAGGUCUACCAGCUGGCUCGUCAGUACAGCCUCAGGAUCAAGAGCCAUAAGUCUACAAUGUCUCAGCGAAAAAAGGUAGAUUCAAAGCAAGAGAAGAAUCUGACUUUGCCCCACUUGCAGGAGGAGCUACGAGCGCUAUCUCGCAAAGGUAAAAUGAAGCCAUUACUGUCCCUCUCCAAUAAUGAACAAGUAAUGUUCUUAGAACAUAGUCCCUCCAAGUCCACCUCAGCAAAGGAGAAAUCUCCUCGACGCUUUUAUGGUUCUCCUGGAGGCUGGCCCUCGAAUCGCAGUCCCCUCAGUCCUAUUGACACAGAAACUUUCCAUUGGCCAGAUGUUCGUGAGCUCUGUUCAAAGUACGCUUCCCACGAUGAGGCUUCUCAGACUGGACGGGGCCAGCGCCCAGGCCCUUCUGUCAACCGGAGCCUCUCCGUGCCGGAGAAUAUCAUGGAGCCAGCCCCUGCAGGGAAGAUGAGUCGCUGCUGCAGCCUCAGUACCAACACCAGUCGAGGAAGCCAAGAGAUAAGCCAGCCCCAGCCUCCCAAGGAUCUCUUUUCACAUGGCUCCUCCCAGACCCAAGGGCAGCACGUAGAGGAAGACUUGCACCUCACAGCAGACUUGACCCUGGAGAACAAUCGGCGAGUCAUUGUCUUGGAGAAGGGACUGCCUGCGCCGGCAGGGGAAGAAGAACAGGAGAGCCAUGUGCGGGUGCAGUCCCCCACCUCCCAGGAAAAGCUCCCCUCGAAGGCAGGGCCAGAACGCUGCAAGGCUUACCAGGAAUCGGAGGAGUUCAGCUGUCAAGAAGAGGGGGGCCACACUCCACAUGUGGGCCAAGGGGAUAUGGCGGAUAUGGGCCAACAGGGCCGGGUGAGAAACCUGAGGGAAAAAUUUCAGACUUUGAACUCAAAUGGUUGAAUUGGGCUCCUUGGGAACGACAAGGGGCCGUGUUGCUGAGCAGAGAACAGCUCCACUUUGUCUGGUGGCCUUCUCAGCCUUCUCUACCCGCAGCCCAACUCCUCUUAAGCCUCGACUUCCUAAAUCUGCCUGCUUCCUCCGGCUUGUGUGGAGUAAACCCGGGGAUCUUCUCUCUGUCUCUCUUCUCCCUUCUAGGUAGGCACUGGUGCUGGGUACCUUGGGUACCUUGGGCACCUGCUGCCUCGCUCUUUGGACUGAAAAGUUCCCCGCAGGUUGAGCCCUUUGUUGUGCCAACAGGACCUGACUCCACGCUGUUAACAGUGAGAAGUGAGGCCUGUGGGGGCUAUUUUCCUUUUUGUGUUUUCUCUUUUGGUAGAAGGCCAAAUAUUUAAACUUACUUCUCUCCAGGGAGAGGGGCCCACAGGCUGGGGUCUGCAGCUUGCCAGUCACUGCCAGGCUGAAGAGUAAAUCCAGAAGAAAAAUGUGAGGUGACUCAGGAGGAGUUUCUUUAUUAAAUGCUUCCAUUUCCAAGUCAGAAAAGAGAAGUCUGGGACUUGAACAAUAAUUUAUUACUUUACAUCCUGUGGGUUGUGUAUGUGUGUAUGUUUGUGUAUAUGUUUUUUUGUUUAUUUUCUUCUUCCCCUUUCCUAUUUUUAAGAAUGUAAUUGACUCAGUCCAGGUACUUUUGAGGGUUGUUUUGCUGACCCAAUGGUUGUUUCUAAUGUACAUACAUUUUAUCCCUUGCCAAUGGUGCAAUAACCACUGCUGACCAGCCAACCCCGUCUCCUGCCUCGUUAUUAGCAAACAGAAGAUGUACCAGUUGAGAGUUGGGAAUUAUUGCCUCAGAGCUUGGGACAACAGGCCUGGUGUUGCCUUACCUCUGGGGCCACACCCUUCCAUUCUCUGGGGAGGGAAAUGUUCUGGAGAAUCGAGGGCACUGGGAUGAAUAGAGAACUUGUCCUCUGUAAUCCUCUGCACCGUCGCGCAGUUCCCUCUUUGAGCUGAUGGAA
This is a messenger RNA of Sarcophilus harrisii (Tasmanian devil), 5302 nucleotides long. It is a transcript of the gene PLEKHG3, whose product is annotated as pleckstrin homology and RhoGEF domain containing G3. The transcript is spliced from 19 exons. Gene Ontology annotation, molecular function: guanyl-nucleotide exchange factor activity. Lineage: Eukaryota; Metazoa; Chordata; Mammalia; Dasyuromorphia; Dasyuridae. The coding region runs from base 180 to 4292 and encodes 1370 amino acids. The record is from RefSeq and is a predicted model, not a curated record.